Messenger RNA from Schistosoma spindalis, 2174 nucleotides. The record is from the annotation of a GenBank genome assembly. Lineage: Eukaryota; Metazoa; Platyhelminthes; Trematoda; Strigeidida; Schistosomatidae.
GGAUCUCGGUUCCUUUAAUAUUUUUGGUCCAGCAAGCCGUUGCGCUAAGUUUGAAUAUUGUCGGAACAUUUGUCCACAGACAAGUCAAGCAUUUGAGAUGCGCCUGUUUGCAGGAAGUUAUGGGGAAUUGCUUCCAAGGCAUGGUUAUAUUGAUGUCUGUAAAGGAUAGAGCGUUCAAUUUGGGACACGGCGAGAUUAGCAAUAGCGUUGACGUUAAAGUCUCACAGCCAAUGGACGACGUCAGUCUUUUCCUUUCGUCCAGAGCCCUAUCCACCAAAACUAGAGUUUCUGAAACUUUUCAAAACAAUCCGCCUUUGGUUAACUGUGUGAAAUCCAAGGUGCAGCCAUGUCAAUCCACAAAUCCCACAUCAAACGUUGGAAUAGAUCUUUCUCAUCAUUCUGAAACACAAAAUGUAACCACUACGAAGAUUAGCGGUAAAAGUUUCAAGCAGUUUAAGCCUAAACAUUACGUUGCAUUGUUCGAUUAUAAUGCUCGGACAGAGGAGGAAACAUUUCUUUCCCGAAGAGAUGAAGUCUUGCUGUUAGCUGACAAUGAUUCAGAUUGGUGGCUUGUACAAAACUUAAGUUCCGGUAGGAAAGGAUACGUUCCAAGCUCGUUUGUUGCGAAAAAAGGAUCAGUUGAAGCUGAAGAAUGGUUUAUGCCCAAGUUGUCGCGUAAGGACUCCGAAAGACUGCUAUUACUGGAGGGCAAUGCGCAAGGCGUAUUUUUAGUACGUGAAAGUGAAACCAGUCAUGGUUCCCUAACAUUAUCUGUACGAGAUGAAGAACGUGGAUUAUCAGGUAUUAUGAAUACAGUGAAACAUUAUCGUAUCAAACAUCCAGAUUAUCGCUAUUAUUAUAUUACAACCAAGUGUAGUUUUUCUAGUCUUCAAGAAUUAAUACAAUUUUACUCAAUUGAUUCACAUGGUUUAUGUUGUAAACUUACAAGGGCAUGUCUGUGUCCACCACCAAUAACCUCAGAUUUAUCGGUUAAAACAAAAGAUCACUGGGAAAUAUCUAAAUCUUCAAUUGUUUUGACUGAAAAACUUGGAGCUGGACAAUUUGGUGAAGUUUGGAAAGGUACAUGGAAUGGUACUACAGAAGUUGCUGUAAAAACUUUAAAACAAGGUACAAUGACCAAAGAGGAUUUUCUAAAAGAAGCUCGUAUUAUGCGUGCAGCUCAACACCCGAAAUUAGUUCGAUUAUAUGCUGUAUGCACAGAAGAUCCUAUUUAUAUUGUUACUGAAUUAAUGUGUAAUGGUAGUCUACUACAAUAUCUUCGUGAUGGACCUGGAAAAAAUUUACUGAUUAAUCAAUUGGUUGAUAUGAUGGCUCAGAUUGCUAAUGGAAUGGCUUAUUUGGAAAAAGAGCACUAUAUUCAUCGUGAUUUAGCCGCACGUAAUAUUUUAGUUGGAGAAAAUAAUUGUGUUAAAGUAGCUGAUUUUGGUUUAGCUCGUAUGGUGGAAGAUCACUACUCUACAUAUAUGGCUCAGAAAAGUACAAAAUUCCCAAUUAAAUGGACAGCACCAGAGGCUGCAUUAAUGGGUCGUUUUACAAUAAAAUCAGAUGUCUGGUCAUUUGGUAUUGUUAUUUACGAAUUAAUUACAUUAGGUCAAGUUCCUUAUCCAUCAAUGAAUAACACAGAGACAUUGCAUCAAAUUGCUAAUGGAAUGGCUUAUUUGGAAAAAGAGCACUAUAUUCAUCGUGAUUUAGCCGCACGUAAUAUUUUAGUUGGAGAAAAUAAUUGUGUUAAAGUAGCUGAUUUUGGAUUAGCUCGUAUGGUGGAAGAUCACUACUCUAUGUAUACAUACGGCUAACAUAACCUGCCCCACCAAAGGAAGUAAACUUGUCCAUAGCCGCAAUUUAUCCUUGACAAUUCUUCUAAUGAGUUUCUAAUUGAAACAACGCCCUUUUAUUUAUACAAACAAUCAUAUUCAAUAACUUUUGUUAAUCUUUGAUUUUUUUGUUAAAUGAUGGAACACCUUUCAGUUUCAUAAGCUUUUACAGUCAGUGUUUGAAUAAGUUUAAUCAUCCUUGAUAAUUUUGUAACAUUCAUCUAUUUUACAAUUACUAAAUGUAAAAAAAAGUUUUUAUAAAUACAACUGGAUCGUUUAAUAAGAUAAUUAUGUUCAACAAAAAAAAAAUUUCCUCUGCUGAAUUGUCUUCAUUCGUUU